AUGCCCCCAGUCAUCAUAGUUGGCGGAGGUCCCGUGGGGCUCAUCUCCUCGAUUCUCCUCUCCCUUCAAGAAAUUCCAAAUGUACUCUUCGAGCGUCACCCUGGAACAUCGAUACAUCCAAAAGCAUGUGGGUUGAAUCAGAGAACGAUGGAAAUCCUCCGCCAUAUUGGCGUGGAAGACGAAGUGAUGCGCCAAAGUGCACCUCCGGAAACCGUUAGUCGCACGGUGUGGUACACCAGUCUAGGGGCUCACGGACGGGAAAUUCACAGUCGCAAUGCGAUUCUCCCGCAGAUUCGCCUGGAGCCGAUAUUGCUCAACCGGGGACGAGAGCUGAAUCCAAAUGGAUUUAAACAUUCCACUGAUGUUAUUUCUGUCACCGAAACGUCGGACAAAGUUGUUGUGACAGUACAAAACAAAGAUGGCACCCGCGAAGAUUGGGAGGCAGACUAUGUUCUCGGUGCUGAUGGAGGUCGCAUGAUGGCCGAUCAGCUGGGCCUCGCGUGGGAAGGUGAGAAAGACAUCUUUGACAUGGUCUCGGCUCAUUUCCAUGCCCCCCUUUCCACCAUUCAUCCCAAUCCCAACGCCUUCAUCAGCUGGUUCAUCAAUCCGUCGCUCGGAGGUAGCAUCAAAUCGGGGUAUCUAUACCCUCUCGGUCCAUUCCCAUCGGACCCCGACACUGAAGAAUGGUAUUUUGGAUGCGCAAUGCUACCAGAUGACCCGCAAAGGUUCGAUACCGAUGCGAUGGUCAAUCGAAUCCGGAAGACGCUUGAACUUCCCGACCUCGAGAUCGAGCUUCGCAGCGUCAGUCACUGGUACGUUAGCAGCAUUGUGACGGAGCACUUCCGCAGCAAAGGAGGGAAAAUGUUCUUAAUUGGAGAUGCGGCCCAUAGGAUUCCGCCCUGGGGAGCUCUGGGUAUGAAUACCGGAGUUCAGGAUGCUUUCAAUUUGAUCUGGAAGCUUGCGUUCACGCUGCGUGGAGUUUGGAAAGACCCGAAUUCGCUCCUCGAUACUUAUGAAGGAGAGCGACGGCCAAUCGCUAAAGGCGUCGCCUAUUCUAGUCUGUUCAACCUGCGAAGCCAUGGAGAUGCAAUGGACCGAGCGAUUGGUGUGUCUCCAAAUCAAUCAACUGAAGAAAAUCAAUCGGCUAUGAAAGCUUUUUUCAGCAAAGAACAUCCUGACUAUCAAAGGAAGCAGCUUGAUGUCCAGGGUGCUCAGACAGUUCUCGAUGGCGAAUUCUGUGCACUCGGAACCGAAAUGGGCUGGUUCUAUCCUUCAGUCGAUACCAAGAAUGAAGGAAAACCAUUAAGACAUGGCGGCCAGAUUCGUGAAGAUGGUGAAUUCGACAACAUCCACUACCAUCCUUCAACCAUCCCUGGUCAUCAUCUUCCUCAUCUUUGGUUGCAGCGGGGGAACAUCACCAUCUCUACUCGAGACUUGCUCCAGCCGCAACAUUUCUUGCUUCUAGCAAAUUCUCCCGUGAAGUGGAAUUUUCUCGAAGAAUUUCAUAUACCGUAUCGACUCGAACUUAUUGAUAGUUCAAAUGGCUGGAAAGUCUCAGAGGGAGCUUGGAAAGAAUUGUUUCCGGCAGGUGAGAAUGGCGCUGUUCUCGUGCGGCCAGAUGGUAUUAUAGCUUGCAGGGGCAACCCUGAUGACUAUGAGUUGCAGUUCGGGCUUUAG
Molecule: messenger RNA, 1677 nt
Organism: Penicillium cosmopolitanum
Lineage: Eukaryota; Fungi; Ascomycota; Eurotiomycetes; Eurotiales; Aspergillaceae
Exons: 2
Coding region: 1-1677 (558 amino acids)
Molecular function (GO): FAD binding
Source: RefSeq, a predicted model, not a curated record